GUAACAAAUAAACAGGUUGUUGAGCUUUUUUUAAAUGGCCGAAGGAUUACGCGAAUAAUGACAGAAUCAGCUAUCUGGAUAAGCCUAUUUAUUUUCCGAAUAUGUGUUCACGCAACAACAUCUGAUCCAUGUCUUGACGCUGAGCACGUUGUCCUCACAAAUCUUGGAUCCAGGAAUGAUCAAUGCUUGGUUGAAGACAUGCCUAUCAACCAACGCCUUUGUGACCACCACCUGGAGACACAAUGGUACAAAGCCGAAGGUGCCGUGCUACGGACAUCCGCCCCUGUGAUUGAAAAUUGCGGUGUUUUAGCAUCAGCUUGGCUGAAUGAUUCACUGCCCAUUGAGUCAGAUGGCGUUGAUAACAGGACGAUUUGUAUACGCGAAGAAUCAAAUAACUGUGUGAUGGAGUACAGCAUUGAAAUAAAGAACUGCGGUUCAUUUUUUGUAUAUAAACUACUUCCAUUCCCUGAGGAAUUCAACUGCCCAGCUGCUUACUGCUUUGAUUCGACAUUUCCAUGUCUGACUUCCACAACGACUAGUCGAAAAACAGAGAAUGCUAAUGAAUCGACAACAACACGUCUGACAACAACAACAACAACGACAAAUCAACCGUUACAGGAUCAUAAAGCAAUUUCUUGGAAAGCUAUCGUUGGCAUCUGUGUUUGCGUGUGCGUUGUGAUCGCAUUUAUCUGCGUAUGCUGUGUUAUCGCCGUACGGUGGAGGGUAAAAAGGUUAGCAUAUGACGGGGCGAAGAUGGCCCAUGGCUCACAAACCAAGUCUCGGGCUUCAGUAAAGGAGCACUUAUGCCUUACCAUAGAAAACCACGUUGCCUUCAUCAGCCUACCAAAUCCCGACGCGACAAGUAGGAUCCAAUCUAUAAAAAAAUCAAAAUUAGAUAUCUAUAAGGAAUGCACACUAGGAAGCUCCUUAGUGUAUCAACCUGAUAGCCCUUUUGGGCACAACAUCCCUAGACCAUCUACUGUAAAACACGAUGAAGUCUACGAAGAAAUAACCGCAACUCAGUAUCUUGAACGUCAACGCAGUGCUCGGAUGACAUAUAAAGGCAUUGAUUUCACGGAGAGUAAUCAGAAUCAGGGUCGCCGCACGUUUGGAGGCCACAAUCUGCAUCACCUGUCCAAGCCUAAGCCAAACCCGUACCAACAGGUGAUCUCUAUACUGGGUGAAACUAUGGAAUCUUUCAAUGAUGAUGGGUCCAUUCCUGUGUUUGGAUUCGGUGACUUUGAAACCAAGAAUUCCAAAGUAUUCACUUUCCUGAGUAAGGGUUACUGCUCCGGUUUUCGUGAAGUGUUGAGCGCCUACGAGAGCGUGGUCGGGCGAGUUAGCCUCAGCGGUCCCACAAACUUUGCACCUAUCAUCAACAUAGCUAUCCGUAUCGUCGAGCUUACCAGAUUGUUCCACACUCUCGUCAUUGUCUCAGACGGCCAGAAGGUGUCAGAGCAGGCGACACGUGACGCAAUUGUAGAGGCAUCAAACUGGCCACUCUCCAUCAUCCUCGUCGGCGUUGGUGAUGGGCCAUGGACACAGAUGCAAGAGUAUGAAGACAGCUUUCCGACGCGAAAGUUUGACAAUUUUCAGUUUGUCCACUUUGAAAGCAGGUUUCCAAUUGCGAAAUUCGCUUUCUCAGCGCUGAUGAAAAUUCCGGACCAGUACAAACGGAUCAAGGAACUCGGGCUUUUGAAGUUUUCAAACACUGAGCUUGAUAUAGAUAAUGGUUUUACACGAUACUUUUAG
Dreissena polymorpha is the source of this 1752-nucleotide messenger RNA. RefSeq lists its product as uncharacterized. NCBI's taxonomy places the organism in Eukaryota, Metazoa, Mollusca, Bivalvia, Myida, Dreissenidae. The transcript is spliced from 13 exons. The record is from RefSeq and is a predicted model, not a curated record. Bases 58 to 1752 code for a protein of 564 amino acids.